AUGAAGGCGGACACUUCACCGCCGCCCGCCAGCCGACCACGAAGCGGGGCGCAGCUCGAGCGCCUUAAUGAGCGAGGCGUGUGUCUGCUGCUGUGUGCCCUGGCGGCCCGGGCCGACGGCGUACAGAAGAGAACCAUCGCCGAGCCCAGCUCCGGCGGCGGCUACGGCGCCGCGUCUUCCGGGGGCGGCUACGGCGCUUCGGGCGGCGGCGGCGGCUACGGCUCCUCCGGCGGCGGCGGCGGAGGAGGCGGCUACGUCGGCGGCUACGACGGCGGGGCUGCGGCCGCCACCAGCUACAGCUCCAGCAACCUGGGCUCCGUCAGCAUCGCGCACGGCGGCAGCGGCGUCGGCGGCGGAGGCGGCGAGGCGCACUACGGCGGAGUGAUAGCCGCCCCCGGCGGGUACGGCGGACACGACGCGGUCGCCUCCGGCGGCCUGACGCUGUCCGCGGGACAUAGCGGCGGCGGCUACGGCGCGUACAGCGGCGCGUACGGCGGCGUCGGGGGCGGCGGCUACGACUUGGGGGCGGCGGGUCACGGCGGCGGAGGCGGCGGCGGCGGGGCGGAUCUCAGCCUGCUGCACGGCGGCGGGGCGAUAGCCAAGCACAUCCACAUCAACAAGCCCGGGCCGGCGCCCAUCAUCAAGGUGGUGAAAGUCCCGGUCCCACACCCGGUGCCCGUGCCGGUGCCCCAUCCCGUCGCCGUGGGCGUGCCGCACCCCGUGCCCGUGCACGUGCGCGUGCCCACCCCAGUAGAGGUGCCCGUCAUCAAGCACGUGCAGGUGCCCGUCGAGAAGCCCUACCCCGUGCACGUGGAGAAGGCCGUGCCCUACGAGGUGGAGAAGCCCUUCCACGUGACGGUGGAGAAGCACGUGGCGGUGCCCGUGCCCAGGCCGUACCCCGUGCACGUGCCCGUCUACAAGCACAUCUACCACGGCAAGCACCACUGA
Bacillus rossius redtenbacheri is the source of this 948-nucleotide messenger RNA. RefSeq names its product ATP-dependent RNA helicase A-like. The transcript has 2 exons. The record is from RefSeq and is a predicted model, not a curated record. Lineage: Eukaryota; Metazoa; Arthropoda; Insecta; Phasmatodea; Bacillidae. The coding region runs from base 1 to 948 and encodes 315 amino acids.